Molecule: messenger RNA, 2528 nt
Organism: Drosophila navojoa
Lineage: Eukaryota; Metazoa; Arthropoda; Insecta; Diptera; Drosophilidae
Gene: Xpd
Product: general transcription and DNA repair factor IIH helicase subunit Xpd
Biological process (GO): transcription by RNA polymerase II; positive regulation of mitotic recombination; nucleotide-excision repair
Cellular component (GO): nucleus
Molecular function (GO): ATP binding; DNA helicase activity; damaged DNA binding
Source: RefSeq, a predicted model, not a curated record
AACCGCUUAAGACACAUAGGAGCACAAUGAAGCUCAGUGUUGACGGACUGCUCGUUUAUUUUCCCUAUGAAUAUAUUUAUCCUGAGCAAUAUGCAUACAUGCUGGAGCUUAAGAGAAGUCUGGACGCCAAGGGGCACUGUCUACUUGAGAUGCCCUCGGGCACUGGAAAAACAGCAACAUUACUCUCCCUGGUAGUCGCCUAUAUGAUUGAGCAUCCGGAAACAGUUCGCAAGCUGAUUUAUUGCUCACGUACGGUGCCGGAGAUUGAGAAAGUUAUUGCCGAGUUGCAGAACCUAAUGGCAUACUAUGAACGCAAUGCCCUCGCAGCGCCAGGCUUUACCGGCCUGGUGCUUAGCUCACGUAAAAAUUUGUGCAUUCAUCCCGAGGUGAGCAAGGAGCGCGAGGGCAAGGCGGUCGAUGGCAAGUGCUAUGGGCUAACUGCUAGUUACAUACGCGAACGCCAUGAACUGGAUGCCGAGGUGCCCAUAUGUCAGUAUUUUGAGGGCUUCACAUUGGAGGGCAAGGAAUCGACACUGCCCGUGGGCGUAUAUAGCAUCGAUGAUCUUAAAGAAUAUGGACGGUCGAGAAAUUGGUGUCCGUACUUUUUGGCACGUUACGCUAUUGCACACGCCCACAUUGUUGUCUACAGCUAUCAUUAUCUACUGGAUCCAAAGAUCGCCCAGGUUGUCUCCAAGGAAAUGACACGCGAGUCCUGUGUGGUUUUCGAUGAGGCUCAUAAUAUAGACAAUGUAUGCAUCGACUCCAUGAGCGUGAAAAUAAAUCGAAGAACAGUUGAGCGCAGUACUAACGCCUUAAAUCAGCUCACAAAAUUGGUGCAAGACAUGCGGGAUGAGGACACCAAUCGUUUAAAUGAGGAAUAUCAGCGCAUGGUGCAGGGCCUCAAGGAUGCUAGCGUACAGCGUGAUACGGACAUGAUUCUGGCCAAUCCGGUGCUGCCCAACGAUGUGCUCACAGAGGUCGUCCCAGGCAAUAUACGGAAUGCGGAUCAUUUCCUUAGUUUUCUACGUCGUUUUAUAGAAUACAUUAAAACUCGACUGCGUGUGCAUCAUGUGGUGCAGGAGUCCCCAGCGGGAUUUCUCAAAGAUGUAUCAUCUAAAAUCUGCAUAGAGCGCAAACCUCUGCGCUUCUGUGCGGAGCGCUUGUCCAGUUUGUUGCGCACCCUGGAGAUUACCGAUAUGACGGAAUUCGGUGCCCUGACGCUGAUAACGCACUUUGCCACAUUGGUCUCUACGUACACGAAAGGGUUUACCAUCAUCAUUGAGCCGUUCGAUGACAAGACGCCGACUGUUUCAAAUCCCAUAAUGCAUUUCAGCUGCUUGGACUCAUCCAUUGCCAUGGCGCCAGUCUUCUCACGGUUUCAAACGGUUGUCAUCACAUCGGGCACGCUGUCGCCCAUGGACAUGUAUCCUAAGAUUCUGGACUUUGAUCCAGUUGUUAUGAGUAGCUUUACCAUGACCCUGGCUCGUCCCUGUCUGCUGCCUAUGAUUGUCUCAAAAGGCAACGACCAGGUGGCCAUCUCGUCCAAGUUCGAGACGCGCGAGGACACUGCUGUGAUCAGGAACUAUGGCCAGCUGCUGGUGGAGGUGGCCAAGACUGUGCCCGAUGGCAUCGUUUGCUUUUUCACAUCCUAUCUGUACUUGGAGUCGGUUGUGGCCUCGUGGUAUGACCAGGGCAUUGUGGAUACUCUACUCCGCUAUAAGCUGCUGUUCAUCGAGACCCAGGACAAUGCCGAAACAAGCUAUGCGCUCAUGAACUAUGUUAAGGCAUGCGAUUGCGGUCGAGGUGCUGUUCUGCUGGCUGUGGCGCGUGGCAAGGUCUCCGAGGGUGUGGAUUUCGAUCAUCAUUAUGGUCGCGCGGUGCUCAUGUUCGGCAUACCCUACGUUUAUACGCAGUCCCGCAUACUCAAGGCGCGCCUCGACUAUCUGCGGGAUCAGUUUCAAAUACGAGAGAAUGAUUUUCUAACCUUUGAUGCGAUGCGACAUGCGGCCCAAUGUGUGGGUCGGGCGUUGCGUGGAAAAACAGAUUAUGGUAUCAUGAUAUUUGCGGACAAACGCUUCUCACGCCAGGACAAACGGUCGCGUCUGCCGAAAUGGAUACAGGAGCAUUUGGUGGACAGCUUUUGCAAUUUGUCCACUGAGGAGGCGGUGCAAUUGGCACGCCGCUGGCUCAGGCGCAUGGCUCAGCCGUUUUCGAGGGAAGAUCAGCUGGGCAUUUCAUUGUUGACGCUGGAACAGCUGGAGACAAUGGAGCAGGAGAAACUGGAACGGCAGGCGCAGGGCAAGGAAGGUGUGGGCGGUGAGGUGCAGGAGCUGUAAUUAGAGAGUCGCAUGGCGCAAAACCGGCUCUCCAGCUGGCGCCGGCUUCCUUCCGCAAUGUAUUUUCUUUAACCACUGGCCAUGUUUCUGUCUGAAUGAGAAUGAGAAUAAUUAUAAUAAAAAGCGAAUUUGUUGCCAGCUAAUGGCAUUGAAUGCCAUUAAACGGAGCAGCAAAGCACACAAAAAAUGAAA